Messenger RNA from Quercus lobata, 1428 nucleotides. Its product is annotated as disease resistance protein RGA2-like. Lineage: Eukaryota; Viridiplantae; Streptophyta; Magnoliopsida; Fagales; Fagaceae. The coding region runs from base 1 to 1428 and encodes 475 amino acids. The transcript has a single exon. The record is from RefSeq and is a predicted model, not a curated record.
AUGGCUGUGAAGACUUUAGGGAGCUUACUGUAUUCUAAAACCGAGGUGCGUGAUUGGAUCUCUAUAAGGGAUAAUGAGAUAUGGAAACUGGAGCAAAACGAAAAUGACAUUUUACCGGCAUUAAGAUUGAGUUACAAUAAAUUGCCAUCGUACUUAAAAGAAUGUUUUGCUUAUUGCUCAUUGUAUCCAAAGGAUUUUAGAUAUGAAAAUAGGGACUUAAUUCAGGGUUGGAUGGCAAAUGGGCUUCUCAAAAAGUCCAACAAAAGUACUGAAGAGUUGGAAGAUAUUGGAGAACAAUAUUUAGAAGAGUUGUUAUCAAGAUCCUUCUUUCAGGAAGUUAGAGGUGAAGGCAAUAUUGUUUGGACAUUUAAAAUGCAUGAUUUGUUACAUGAUCUUUCGUUAUAUGUUGCACAAAAUGAUUAUUGCUUAAUUGAAGACACUAAUAACACCAACAAGUUUGAAAAGGCUAGACACGUUUCAAUUUUGGACCGUGAGUGUGGUGUUGAUGCAACAAUAACUUUUUUACACAAGUUGAGUAACAACAUGCAAACUAUUAAUUUCUCAUUUGAUGAUGGCAGCCAAUUUGAUUCUAUUAAUAUUAAUGAAUCUUUGGUGGAAACAUGCAUCUCAAGGUUUAAGCACCUACGAUUGCUAAAUUUAAGAUAUUCAACGUUGGAAACGUUGUCAAGCUCAAUUAGUACUUUGAAGCAUUUGAGAUAUCUCAACUUACGUGAAAAUAAGAAAAUAAAGAAAUUGCCUAACUCCAUUUGCGAUCUACAAAAUUUGGAAACUUUGAUAUUAUCUGGGUGUUAUGAUCUUGAAGAGUUGCCAAGGGAUAUAAGAAAGAUGGUUAGCCUCAGAUAUUUAGUGAUAACCACAAAACAAACGCAUUUACCCGCCAACGGAAUCGAGUGCAUGUCUUCUCUUCGAUAUUUGUCCUUUGACAGCUGUUAUAGACUAGAGUGUUUUAAUGAAGGAAUCCAACGCCUCACCGCCCUUCGCUGCUUGAGCUUCUGUGAUUGUGAAAGCUUGAUAUCUUUGCUGCAAGGUAUGAAACACCUAACCGCAUUGGAAUAUCUGGAUAUUAAAUAUUGUGAAAAACUUAAUUUAAUGGAAAGGGAUGACUACCCGACAAGUCUUCAAACACUCUAUAUUUGGGGAUUGCCACAAUUAGUGAGUUUGCCCCAAGGGCUUAAAGGAUCUGCCGACACUCUACAAUUUUUAUGUAUUGCUAAAUGUGAGAACUUGGGGGUAUUGCCAGAGUGGCUUCCCGAUCUCAGUUCUCUUCGCACGCUUCAGAUUGAGGAUUGCCGAAAAUUAUCGUCUCUGCCAGAAGGGAUGGAUCGCCUCACUGCCCUAAGAGAACUACUUAGUUUGCAUUCCUUUUAUACAAACAAAAGAACAAUUAUCAAACUCCUUUGCCAAUAA